Syzygium oleosum is the source of this 2304-nucleotide messenger RNA. RefSeq names its product serine/threonine-protein kinase PCRK1-like. Gene Ontology annotation, biological process: protein phosphorylation. The transcript has 5 exons. Gene Ontology annotation, molecular function: protein kinase activity; ATP binding. The record is from RefSeq and is a predicted model, not a curated record. Lineage: Eukaryota; Viridiplantae; Streptophyta; Magnoliopsida; Myrtales; Myrtaceae. Bases 801 to 2093 code for a protein of 430 amino acids.
GAAUUGUCGAAUCAUGUUGAUGGGUGCAGCUUCCUUAAGCAAAUUAUCUAUGAUGCGAGGAGAAUUACUGUAUAAGAAAUCGUGAAAAUUUUUCUUAAUGAAUUUUGCGUUACAGAUGUUGCCAUCUGGUUGACAAGAAGCUCCUUUGAAAGAUUCAAAUGUUAUCUGAGAAGCAGACAAGAACGGAUGAAUUGAAACUGCGUGGAACUGUGCAUUGUGGAAGGGAAAGCUCAGGGAAGAUGACAAGUUGACAGCAUCCUCCCCGUUCGUUGUCUUUCCUGCAAUUUAUAUGCCGAAAGCGACCUCUAUCCAUCUUCCUACUCAUUUUCCUCUUUGAAUAUCUCCAACUAAAAAGAAAGACAAGAGAUGACUUCCCUUCGCCCUUUUUUUUUUUUUUUUUGGUAAGGAGACUUCCCUUCGCCUUUUGCUCUUUGCAUUUCUACGCUUUUCUUUAUUCCUUCUCGUGUGUUUUUAACUCUCUCCAUCUUCUUCCUUUUCUUUUCUCCCAUUUGGCUCCCGGGUUGGUGAGCUGCGCUCCAGCUGCCUCGUGUUGACUUCGCCUCGAUCAUGGGUUGCUCGUUGUGUCGUGUGAUACCCUAGAAUUUAAAUUUUGGUUACCUUCCUCUCUUUGGGUUCUGGGGUUUUCUUGAGUUCGACCCAAGUUUGGAUUAUGGAUUCUGGGUUUUCCUGGGAAUUCUGAGAAGGAACCAGCAGGGAAACGUUUGGAGGAGCCAGCUGUUAUCCAGAGCUCAGCAGAGGAAAAAAAACAGUAAAAACAGAGGGCUCAGACAGCGGAGACUAUGAAGUGCUUUCCAUUUACAAUUUGGGAUAAAAAUGGAGAACCAAAAACAACCAAAUCCAUAUCUGUCCGCUCUACCUCCACUUCCAUGUCUACAGACCGUGAUAUGAGAACGUCUUGGUCUGAGCUCACGUCUCAGAAUGAGCCUGAUCUUAGCACAGGAUCGUCUGUGAAUGCCAUGAACCCAUUUGCAAUUUUGUCUCAACGGCAGAGUAAUUUGAGAGAAUUCACAUUCGAGGAGUUGAAAGCAGCCACGAAGAAUUUCAGCCGUUCCCUCAUGAUUGGAGAAGGUGGAUUUGGGGGCGUUUUUCGGGGUAUAAUGAGGAGUACUGAUGAUCCACAUAAGAAGAUUGAUAUUGCUGUCAAACAGUUAAGCAGAAGAGGACUGCAGGGUCAUAAAGAAUGGAUUACAGAAGUAAAUGUUUUGGGCGUCGUUGAGCAUCCAAAUCUGGUGAAAUUACUAGGCUAUUGUGCCGAAGAUGACGAGAGAGGCAUUCAGCGUCUACUGGUAUAUGAAUACAUGCCGAACCGCAGUGUGCAGGAUCACUUGUCAAGCAGGUUUCAGACGUCUCUUUCAUGGACCAUGAGAGUAAAGAUCGCCCAGGAUUCUGCACGAGGGCUAACCUACCUCCAUGAGGGAAUGGAUCUCCAGAUCAUUUUCAGAGAUUUCAAGUCAUCAAACAUUCUUUUGGACGACCAGUGGAAUGCCAAGCUAUCAGAUUUUGGAUUAGCGAGGCUAGGGCCUUCCAGUGGAGAAAGUCAUGUCUCAACCUUGGUGGUCGGAACGAUUGGUUAUGCUGCUCCGGAGUACAUCCAAACUGGACACCUCACGGCUAAAAGUGAUGUCUGGAGCUAUGGAAUUUUUCUUUACGAGCUCAUCACGGGUCGCCGCCCUUUGGAACGGAACCGGCCAAAGAAUGAGCAGAAGCUUCUUGAAUGGGUCAAGCCAAAUCUAUCUGAUAUGAAGAAGUUCCAAACCAUCCUUGACCCACGGCUUGAAGGCAAGUACUCUCUUAGGUCCGCCCAAAGGCUAGCCUCUGUGGCUAAUCGGUGCCUUGUACGGCAUCCCAAGGCACGGCCCAAGAUGAGUGAAGUCUUAGCGAUGGUGAACCGAAUUGUGGAAGCAAUGGAAACCGGAAGUCCCAAAGCCCCAUUGAAAGUCGUAGCAACGAACGACGAGCUGGAAAAAUCGAGAAAAGAGCGAUUUAAGAGGAGGUUUGUGGAUUCGAUAACUGGAGAGAUGGGGUGGUGGGUUUGUUGGACAUGGAGACCGAGACUCGUGAAGACGUGCUAAAAUGAGGAGGCGAAGCAAAGGUAUUCGUCUUCUUGUUCGGUCACUUAGGAUGAGGUAAUUAACUGUUGUAAGGUUUUCUCUGCAACCUUUGGCUAUUUUUGAGGUUCUACACAACAUGUAUAUUAUCCUGUUUUGUGUGCAUUUUACAGAAGUAUUGCAAGUGUAGAAAUGUUAACACGGCCGAGUGAAUGCAACAUUUGGGUUUAUACAA